AUGCAGACUGUUAGUAAUUGGGUACAUAUAAAAAGUCAAGGAGAAAUAGCAAUUUCUAAUUUCUUUGAACAACAAAAAAAAUUAUUACGUGCUAAUAUAUUGAAGAAAUCUGAUGAAAUUGAUGAUUGGCAUAAUGGAAUUAUUCGAUUAAUUCAAGAACAUGUAGCUAAACAAAAAGCUACGCUUCAACAUGAAUAUGAACAACAAAAGGGUCGUUUAACUGCUAAAUAUCGAGAUUUUAUGGAUACACUAUUUGUUUAUGAGGAAAAUCACAAUUCAAAACAAAUUGAACAAUUAAUAAAGCAAUGUUCUACUUUGAAAUUUGAAUUAAGUAUGUUUGAAUAUCCUAAUCGUAAUAUUCCAUUUAUUCAAUUAACAACAACACAACAAUCAACGGAAACAAAGAAAGUCGAACAUAAUAUAAAUCAGGCUAAGGAUGAUCUAUCACAAAUUACAUCUAGAGACAAUCGAAAUAUUGACACUAUGCAUCAUACAGGUGUAAAUAAAACUUCAUUAGCAGCAGCAACAUCUUCAGUUACUGAAAAAAUCAAUCAAUUAUCAGUAAUACCAAAAUCAACGAAUAUACAUAGUCAAAUCAUAAAUAGUAACGAUAAUAAAUAUUUUGAUGUCAAUGAUCGCAAAGAUGAUAUUAAUAUGUGUCCAACAUGUUAUAUGAUUUUUCCGGCAAAUAUGACAACAAAAGAACGUUCUGGACAUAUCAAUGAACAUUUCAAAGAAUCUUAA
Adineta steineri is the source of this 744-nucleotide messenger RNA. The record is from the annotation of a GenBank genome assembly. NCBI's taxonomy places the organism in Eukaryota, Metazoa, Rotifera, Eurotatoria, Adinetida, Adinetidae.